Molecule: messenger RNA, 4483 nt
Organism: Geodia barretti
Lineage: Eukaryota; Metazoa; Porifera; Demospongiae; Tetractinellida; Geodiidae
Source: the annotation of a GenBank genome assembly
CAGAAUGAAGAUUUCAAAGUUGGCCAAUUCCCUAGUGUGUCACUGUGGUGGUGAUUUCCCUGACCAAAGAGAGACUAGCCAGUGGGAAGACAGCCUGUGGCUGGGGAGAAGGGAGAGGGGGAGCGGAGGGAGGAGGAGAGAAAUGGGAGAGGUGGAAGAUGGAGGAUGGGGAAAGAAAGAAAGAGGAAAGAGAGAAGAUGGAGAAGAGGGUGAUUUGGGAGCGUCUCAAAAUGGAGCGAUGAACUUGAAGGCAGUGGACAGUGGAGCUGGGACUGACUAUACCAUGGCAGCUAAGUGUGACAGACUAUUGACUAAUGAUAGUACUACUGAGCUUGUGAAUGGAGACGCAACAGACGAAGGGGAUGUCCUCUCCUAAUUCAUAGUGUUUACUGAUGCUGCAUUGGCAGAUGUCCGUGCUCAGUCAGUCAAUAAGUUGGAACAGAAGACAACGGAGAGAUUUCAUCUCCUCAGCGCCGAGUGUAAGUGGGGAGGAGGGGCUAGUGGUGACAUCGGUGAUGAGUGAGGAGGACGAGGGGCCACUGGAUUCGUCAAUGGAGGAGCUUCACUCUAUCCCUACUGGUAUUGCAGCUCCUAUCGUCACUACUGUUGAAACAGAUGUUGUAGAGGUGGAAAUCAAGGCCAAAGGCAACGCAAUUUCCUGCUGAAAAGGGUACAGGAGGGUCAAGGAGAGAUGGCGGUCGAGGGGACAGUGUGGUGGUGAAUGGAGGCAGACACAGUCUGGAUCUGGUGGCCCUCAUUGCCUACUUCAAACUCAAGAAGAGGUGUCAAGGUGAUCACAAUUUCCGUAGAAGACUCAGUGAACUGGUGUUUCUUGGGUCCACCACGAUCACCAGCAGACAAAGGGGAAGCGUAAGGUACAGAUCAGACUGAGCAACUGCCUUGUGCCCUCCAGUCUCAGAUCAGCAAGCCAGUCGCCUCAUCGGUGGCAGGAGGGGCAGACAGCAGCCACAGCGAGUGUCCUUUGACCACCGACAAGGCCACACGUUCUGUGUCAGAUGUUGAUGCUCACCCCUCCCUUGUGAUCCCACCCACCAUCACCCUUGAGCUCCGCCCACUCUCUUCAUCGUCAUGGCGAUACGUACAGAGUCUCUCCCAAAAUCCCAGACUAAGAUUGGCAGUUGGGUGCUCACUGACACUGGGUGACCUGCAGUCUUUCCUCACUGCAAAGUGGGAGCUGCGAGAUGGACGAGAGGGGGGAGGGAGAGAUGGAGGGGGAGGAGAGAAGUGGGGAGAGGGAGAAGGGGGAGGGGAUGAGGUGGGGAGUAUUCAACCACUUACACUCUACCACAGUUACGGUACGGAGCUGUCCCGUGUCAGCCAGGGACAGCCCAAGUCUUCAAACAGCUCAGUGGGUAAUACUGGGACAACUUCAACAGACCCAGUCUGCAGAUGUGUAUGUCCAACACAUCGCAAGACAUUACCACCACAUACAAGUGUAGACCACAGAAUCACACAAUACACUGUGGGUGGUGGUGGUGGUGUGUUGAAAACAACUACUGAUAGUGGGGGGAAUAGGGAGUCGUUAGUUGUUCAGCAGUCCCAGGGGCAAGAGAGUGAUCAGCUGUCCACUGUCUGUUGUACCUGCACCUGUUAUUCCUCCUCCAAGGCCAACGAAACUGUUGGUAACUCUGACUCUAGCGUACAGACUGGCUCAACAGGGUUUAGGGAGGACCAAGGGGAACAGGUGUAUCAGUCUGCUGUGGAUGGAGUACAUCAGAUUCCUGACCUGCUCAGUGAAGAUAACCUCUUAGCUAAUCCUCCCAUCAAGCUGAAUGGAGCUUCAACACCACGCUUAGCUCCAUCCACACCAUGCAUGUUGUACUAUACAGUACAUAGUCAUCGAAGUGAAACAUUAAUUGAUGAGGAUUUUGUUGUUGUCGGUGUAUGUGUGUCUGUGUUGGGUCCCCAGUUGGGGGCUCCAGAGAAGCUGCGGCUAGUCUACGACCUGCAAUUGGUGGCCACCCAGAGGAGCAGGGAGAGUGUCCAGAGACUGAGGAAUGUGCUAUCGGAUCGCUGCCUCUCUCGGAAGCCACCUCCUGGGACCAGACACACAGAUUAAACUACCCAGAGUUCCAACCCAACCUCCACCUCCUCACUCCUCCCCUCUCCCCUCCCCUCACCGGCUUCACAAACACCCACCACUUCCUCCACUCACCUCUCCACCCCCCUCCCCUCUGUCACCCUCUCCUCACUCCCCCCUGCUCCCGCUCCACCCCCUCCAAAGGCAACCACACCCUCCCUCUCUCACCUCCUCACCUCCUCCCACCCACACCACACCCCCUCCCCACCCCCCAGCUCCGCUCCCCAACCUCUCAAGACUCACAAAAAGUCUCCGCCCACAUCCACAAUGUCUAACGUUCAACAGGUCACCUUACCGAGAGCGUCGAUUGGAAACUUCAACAGAAUGAACCUUCAGAACCUGUUCUACGCAGCUUCCGGCACCCUUUCAUCAGAGGGUAAGACAACGACUGCCAAAUUGAGGGGCAAGGAGAAAUUAGAUUCACGCCACCCAACCACCAAUCUGGCCGGUCUAUUUGGCAUAAGACGCAGCGGCGCAGGUUCUGCCAAUACAUCUAAGCCUGCUAAUGUAUCGUCUACUGGUUCAUCUACUACUACAGUCGUAGACCGACCUUUGCCAGGGACCAGUGCCCCGAGAACAGUUGCCACUUGCAGACCUCGCGUCAGUUUGUGUGUGACUACGUCCAACGUUCGUGUGCCAAAGGCGGUGAAUGUGCAAGUUGUGAGCAGUGUACAGCCACAGGCGUCUGUCCUUCCUCCAUCUGCCACCAGACAGAUACCCCAGGGACCGUCUGUCCCUACAACUACCCUGCAAUCUUCUGCUCCAAUUGCAGGGGCAGCCUCGAUUUCCGACGCAGCCGGUGGGCCAUCUGUCUCACAGACGCAAUCCUCAGCCGCUAAUGUUCCCAUUACUGCUUCCUCAGUGAGUAAUGUGGUGGGCUGGAGUGGGAUCAGUGGGAACACACUGGCUCUCAUCAACUCCAUGAGGAGGAGCAAGAGAUCCAAGACGACCAGCAACAACCUUCCAGCUCGACAGAUAGUCCCAAGACCGCUGCCAUUCGGCCCCGCAACAUCCCAUGCCCCUCCCUCGACCCCUGCCGUUCCACCCAAUCACCACCAGGCGCUGCUGCAACCACCACCACCACCAUCAGCUACUGACACUACCCGCAGCCCCAGUGUUGUCCAGCAGCAGCUCGUCACCCUCCUACAGACCCUGGUACUACAGCAGAAACAGCGCAGACAACAACAAAAACAGCAACAACAACAACAACAACAACAACAACAACAGGAUGCAACUGCGAGUGCAGCACCACAGGAGCAGCAACAAGACCUCUCGACUGCAAUCUCGAGAAAGGCCGAGGAGAUCUUACAGAUGCAGUCGUCUCUUCCUAUCCCUAUCUCUUCUACUCUCACCACUACGUCCACCCUCCCUCCUCCACCGACUGCCCCUGGUAUUAUUACCACUGCUACAGCACCAGUGGUAACUGUGGCCCAGUCUGACAUCCCAGAGGGUGACAUACAGGCCGCCAUCCUGAGCAACCUGUUCACAAGCCACACCUCCAGCUCUGAUGACCCCACCCACUCGUCAUCGUCUGGGCUGUUCCACACCUCAUCAGACACAGUGGACCAACUCCUCCGCGGUCUCAAUACGCGGUCCCAGAGCGAGGCCAUCCAGAAACUAUCUCAGGAGACGGCAUGUGUCCUCCCAAACUUUGCUCGGGCCUUGCAAUCCUCUCUAGGUCUCCCUCCUUCUCUACCUCCUCGUUCUCCAACCCUUCCUCUCUCUCCCACUCCUCUCUCCUACCCCUCAUCCAGUGGUAGAGGGACUGGUGAUGAUGGUGUUAAUGGUGUGAUUGAGACUGGGGAACUAUUCCCCAGUGGAGAUGAUGAUGAUGAGAGUAGUGGAGGAGGCCACAGUGGACUGACUCUCUCGGAUGUCCUGGUGGGAGGGGCCGCGGAUGACACCACCUUCCAGCAGCUGGCCAGGACCACUGGGCUCCUGGACGGGCUGGACCUUCCCAUGGACACCCUCUCCCAGCUUCCUGCCACCCCUCCCAGGACGGCUUGGGGAACCUCUGGGCUUCUGUCUCCUCCCUCCAACGAUUGUGAUUUUUCCAUUGGAUCUCUGCUAGAUUUUCUGGUGUCUCCAGAAAAGGAUGGGAACAGAGUGGCCACUUCUAGUGGAGUCUCACUUUCUCAGGUGGACCCCACCUUCCGCUCCCUCCUGGAGGAAACCAGUGUGGACUACAUCCAUAAGUUUAGAGACCUGGCCUCUCAAAUGAACACAGACCACUGAGGCCAGCCAGUCGCGUGAUUUUCUCGUUGUGUUUCACAUUUCAUCCUAUAGUCACUUGCUGCAUUCAUCUUUCAUUUAUACUCCAACUAUUCCUCUCCUUCAUGGAUAGAAUUGCCAAAUUGUCUUUUCGAUAAACCAACGAAGUAG